GACAGCAUGGUUGGACACACAAUGAGAAACAGAUGAGGAAGGGGAGCACAGGAGUAGAGGAAAUCAGGAGGUGAGGAAACAGUGAUUACAGGUCACAUUGGAAAUGGUCAAGACUUGAUAAAACAGGAGGACAAGGCAGAAAAGAAGAGAGGCCAGCAUGGUGAGGUCAGUUCCAUAUCUUCCUGUCAAAAAUAGGGGCUGGGAUCAAGGGCAUGGCCAUCCUGUCAGUGACCACAGGGCGGAUCUUCUGCAGCUUGAGAAAGAAGAAGCGAGAAUCAUGAAGGAAGUUGCUGGUCACAAGGAGAUGGAGAUAGGGAGGACCUGUCCCCAAUCUCUCCUCCAUAGAAUAGGGCCCAGGAGAUGUGGGUCAUUUUACCCUGAGUCUCUCCUGACUCCUGAGCACUCCAAGGUCCCUGAACAGGGCCUCCAUUCUGGCCUGAUGGCUCUGCUGGUCUCACUUCCUGGAGGGAAUCAGGCCAUGACUUGGAUCCUGCUUCUGCUGAUGUCAGCUGCUUGUCUGCAAGCUGGUAACUCAGCAGGAUCCAAAAGAGAAAUACCCUUUGGGGUCAACCAAACAGCACGCCUCUCUGGUGUCCAGGGCGGCUCCAUCGAGAUCCCCUUCUCCUUCUACUUCCCCUGGGAGUUGGCAAAGGAUCCACAGAUGAGGAUUCUCUGGAGAUGGAAGCACUUCCAUGGGGAAUUUAUCUACAACUCCUCCUCGGGUUUCAUACAUGAGCAUUUCAAGAACCGGCUCAUCCUGAACUGGACACAGCCUCAGACAUCCGGAGUCCUCAGAAUCCUGGACUUGAAGGAGAAGGACCAGACAGUGUACUUCUGCCGAGUUCAUCUGAACACAAAACACGGCUUGGAGACUGUGCAGUCAAUUCAAGGCACCCAGCUGACCAUCACACCUGGCAUCAGGACCACCAUGCAGAGCCCCUCCAUCGUCACCUCUGCAGUCACCAGAGCUGGCCUGGAGGACACAGAGGGCCAGAGGAAUCCUUCACUUGUGAACCUGGGAGCCACAGUCGGAGUGGUGGUGGCCACAGCUGUGCUCAUAACCCCCGUCUGUGUGUUGAUGGUCUUCCUCUGGUGGAAGCCAAGCAGAUCUAAAGCCAUGGUGACUAGAAGACUGCAGGACAGGAGCAGAGAUGAGCAGAGAGUGGAGUGUAACAGAGAGCAGAAAUAAAGUUUGAAGAUGUGGCCCCUGGGAUUCAGAAGGGCUCAGCCCUCCAAUAGGUAAGAGGAGCAUCUGAGAGCUGGAGAGCAGCAGCCUGAGAGGCAGCAGAAGUCUGACUGGGAUUCGAACCCUGAGGCUGAAUCUGCAGGGUGGCAGCAGCCUGCACUCACAGGGAAAGCUAGAGAGCCAAAGGGAGACAAAAGGGAGGCGUGGUGAGUGCAGAGCAGGGAAAGCAGGGAGGUGACAUGGGUUCAAGACAGGGAAGGAAGCAGAGGGAGAAGGACAUGGACAAGGGACAAAGGACCAGGAGAGCUGUCCUCUGAUUGGCUGUGCUGUGCAGAAGGACAGCUGAGGACUGUCCUCAGGUCCUGGUGACUCUCAGAGCUGUCCCUGAAUGUCUGCUGCAGAGCUGUUUGCUGCCCUGGGCUCCUGAUGUUGUCUGAACACAGAGAAGAGCUGAGAGGCAGAUGGAGGAUCAGCAUGGCUGCCACACUGACACUGUUUCUUCUC
Molecule: messenger RNA, 1690 nt
Organism: Peromyscus leucopus (white-footed mouse)
Lineage: Eukaryota; Metazoa; Chordata; Mammalia; Rodentia; Cricetidae
Product: paired immunoglobulin-like type 2 receptor beta
Exons: 4
Coding region: 158-1189 (343 amino acids)
Molecular function (GO): MHC class I protein binding
Source: RefSeq, a predicted model, not a curated record